Molecule: messenger RNA, 384 nt
Organism: Angiostrongylus costaricensis
Lineage: Eukaryota; Metazoa; Nematoda; Chromadorea; Rhabditida; Metastrongylidae
Source: the annotation of a GenBank genome assembly
AUGAGACGACGCCACCCAUUCAACGCCAUCUAUGACACCGAAGAAGAACUGUUCCUCAAAACAUGCUACAGUGGAGGAGUCGGCUGCGUCGGCGUUCUCGUCAACACGAGUUUGUCCACAAACAACGAUUCAUUCGAACAACUUACAGCCCUCAUCGGACGUUUACGAUUAAAAAGAUGUGGACCAACGCCGGCUUUGACAAGCUUCGUCGCUUACCGGCCUAGAUCAUGGUACGACGAAAAAAAGUCGAAGCGUUCUAUAUGGACUUGGAGAAGUUCAGCAGAUAUGAGCACACAUUCUUCAACGUCGUCAUUGGAGAUUUCAACGCCAAGAUUGGACGAAGAGGAACGUGUGAAGAACGUCAUAUCGGGACCCACGGAUUAA